Messenger RNA from Alternaria conjuncta, 1065 nucleotides. RefSeq lists its product as uncharacterized. Bases 1 to 1065 code for a protein of 354 amino acids. Lineage: Eukaryota; Fungi; Ascomycota; Dothideomycetes; Pleosporales; Pleosporaceae. The transcript is spliced from 2 exons. The record is from RefSeq and is a predicted model, not a curated record.
AUGUCCAUGUUAGAUGUCCUUGACCUACCGCAACUCUACACCAAGCCCUCCGCCGAGGCCCUCCUCGAAACCCUCGCGCUCCUUACCACCGCUCCGCCUUCGUGGGAAUAUACAAAUACAAGACACACAGAUCGCCAUGGGAAGGCAUUGAUAGAAGCGCGUGAGCCCGUAGUUCAGGUCAAUCCAGAGGGCGUCACACGAUACCUCACGACCAUUAUCAGUAGCGGGCUACAAUGGAUAGAAGACGAUGAGGUCAAGGAGCGCAUAUGGGAUCAAGCCAGCGCGCGCCUCAGUGAGCGAUCCGGUCGAUCUGCUAUGAGCACCAUGUCGCGCACUUUCCAGAUUCCCACCUCGUCCGACGCAUUCGAGCUUAAGAUCCACGAGCCUGCCAUGACAGGCGACGAUCUGGGCCUGAAGACCUGGGCUGCUUCCUAUAUGCUUGCGAAGCGCCUCAGAACCUUCCAUCUCGUCUCCUCGGACACACAAAAUCGGCUACAAGUCCUUGAGCUUGGAUCGGGUACGGGCUUGGUUGGACUGGCAAUGGCAGGCUUGGGCGCAGACGUUGUUUUGACAGAUCUGCCCAGCAUCUGUCCAAACCUGGCCUACAAUGCGCAACAGAAUCGGGAGGCCGUCAGUCUCAAUGGUGGGACAGUCCGCACAGCUAUGCUUGACUGGACAAAUCCAACCUCCUGUGAGCCACUGCCAGACGAUAACAGUACUGGCGAUGACGCGCCCAUUCCUGCCAAAUUCCCCUUGAUUCUUGCUGCAGAUUCGCUCUACUCCCCAGACCAUCCGCGCAUGUUGGUCGAUACUAUCGGCGUUUGGCUGGCCCCGGACGACAACGCUACAGUGAUCAUCGAGUUCCCAUACAGGGACGCUUACUUGCCUGAAAUCAAGGACUUUCGCCGCCGGAUGUUAGAGCUCGGGCUACAGGUAGUGGAAGAAGGAGAAGAGAAAGGACGCGAUGACUGGGGCCCGUCCGAGGCGAGCGAAGAUCAAGACGAUGAUGCGCUCGUGACUUGCUGGUGGUCAUGUUGGAAAAGGCAAAAUUCAAAGGCCAGCUGA